Messenger RNA from Cryphonectria parasitica EP155, 767 nucleotides. RefSeq lists its product as uncharacterized. NCBI's taxonomy places the organism in Eukaryota, Fungi, Ascomycota, Sordariomycetes, Diaporthales, Cryphonectriaceae. The coding region runs from base 34 to 555 and encodes 173 amino acids. The transcript has a single exon. The record is from RefSeq and is a predicted model, not a curated record.
AAUGACACUGUUCCUGCCUCCACGUUGGAAAGAAUGGCCGAGGUGCAACGUGAAUUUCUCCGCAACGGCUGGUUGACAUACACCGUGUGCAAAAAUGUGUUCCGGAAUAGCAGCGAUUACAAUGGAGACUAUGACCGCUUGCGUUCUACCGCUGAGGAAGAGGUGCACGACGAACGUGACCUGUUCACAAGAACUGAAUUCCUUCUCGUGGCCAGCGCAUCCGACGGAAACGCUAGGAAGAGCCUAAUCGAGUUGUUAAGGGAAGUUCGAUCGUCCGACUUACAAUGUCAGUACACGAGAGACAAGUGCUUCGGGGUUUUGGCCAUGGUCGACUGGGAGGGAGAAGCACCUCUCAUGCCGGAUUAUGAAAAUGACGAUUUCGAGGUCGUUGUGGAGGUGUUGGAGGUGAUGCAGAGAAGGAAAACUUGCGCCUUGACCAUCCCAACCUUAAUUGGUACGAGAAGGUGGAAGAAGUCGGCGAGAUACUCGAAGUGUUCGACACUAAGAUUUCCUCCUCAAAAAGGUCGUUCAGCUUGGGAUUCAUCAGGGCGUUAGAACAACGCAGAGAAACACCGCCGAUUUCUCUACCCCCAAAGGUCGGCCCCAACACAGAACACCUGGAGCAUCAGGUUUUCGGGAUAUCUCGCUCAAAAGAUUAAUGCAUGCUGGUCUCUAUGCGGAAGCUGGGAGCCAUUGUUGAAGAUUUACCAAUAUCCGGACUAUCACGCGAUCAUUGAUCAAGAUGCGAGCUCGAACUUGCUCUUGCC